AUGGUUCUUGGACUUUACCGAUUGAGUGAAAAGGAUGUCAACUAUCCAACAAGACAAGCCCUUAUUCUAAAUGCUUCCAAAAACAGAGAAUCGCUCCAAAAUAACAAGGGAAAGACCAGAAGCCUAGAUGUUGUUGACGAGACACGCGUCCUCCUUUACUGUCCACAGGCUAUUUCUCCUGACUUCCAAACCUCACCGCCUCCAUCAAGGUAA
This is a messenger RNA of Dovyalis caffra, 213 nucleotides long. NCBI's taxonomy places the organism in Eukaryota, Viridiplantae, Streptophyta, Magnoliopsida, Malpighiales, Salicaceae. The record is from the annotation of a GenBank genome assembly.